Messenger RNA from Eutrema salsugineum, 1319 nucleotides. RefSeq names its product F-box protein At1g31080. The coding region runs from base 1 to 1203 and encodes 400 amino acids. Gene Ontology annotation, molecular function: protein binding. Lineage: Eukaryota; Viridiplantae; Streptophyta; Magnoliopsida; Brassicales; Brassicaceae. The record is from RefSeq and is a predicted model, not a curated record. The transcript has a single exon.
AUGAUUAGUGGAGAAACAAACUCAUGUUCCAUCCUGACUGAUCUUGUCAACGACAUACUCUCAAGAUUGCCUGCCAAGUCAGUUGCGAGGUUUCGUUGCGUUUCGAAGUUAUGGAGCUCCAUACUUCUUCGUCCAUAUUUCACCGAGUUUUUCCUGACCAGAUCCUCUGCGCGGCCGCGUCUCUUAUUCGCAGUAGAACAAGAAGGCGAUGAUUGGUGCUUCUUCACUUCGCCUCAGCCGAAAAUUCCAGAUGAUGAGGAGUUGUCUCUUGAAGUAACUGCCGAUUGUCAAAUGAAGUUCCCUGGAGGCAACACAUGUCUAGAAUUUUGUGGUCGUGCCUCUGAUUUGAUCUAUUUAUGUCCACAUAUCUCAGAACAUGAUCAGUGUAUAAUAAUAUGUAAGCCUAGCACGGGUCAGUUCACGAGCUUACCUAUACCUAAAGAGUGUAAUCGGAGAAGCUUUUGGAGAAGUUUUUUAGGGUUUGAUCCGAUUGGCAAACACUUCAAGGUAUUGUCCAUUGGAGAUCUUGACGCUGAUGAAAAGAGAUGCCAGUAUCAAAUUUUGACACUAGGUACUGGAAAUGAUUCAUGGAGGAAGAUCCAUUGUCCCUUAAACCAUUUUCCUAGCAGUGAAGGGAUAUGCAUCAAUGGGGUUUUGUAUUACUUAGCUGAAUAUUCUGCUGAACAAAGAGAUGGAACUUGUUAUAUGAUAGUUUGCUUUGAUGUUAGGUCUGAAAAAUUCAAGUUUAUAUACAGAGAUUUCAUUAGUUAUCGGGAUAAUACUGAACUGAUCAAUUACAAGGGUAAAUUAGGCGUGGUUACUUGGGAGUAUGAUUGUCAUACUUGUACAAUGCGUUCUCUUACAUUGUGUUUGUGGGUUAUAAAAGAUGCCGAGGAACCUGAAUCAUCGAAAUGGUCAGAAUAUGUCUACACUAUUUGGGAGAGUCAAUUCGAUGGCUGCGAUGUUUCCACUUUUUGGGGGAAUCCAAUCGUUGGUGUGACUGCUACAGGUGAAAUUGUUAUUUCGACGGAAGAUGCAUCUAAGCCGUUUUAUGUUUUUUUCUUCAAUCCAGAAAGGAGCACUGUUCUAAGUGUUGAAAUCCAAGGUUUUAGAGCUGCUAACCAUGGCGCUUUACAGCAACGUAGUAGAAUGGUUAGAGUCUUUGUAGACCAUGUUGAGGAUCUGAAGUUUAUUACUAUGUAGACGACAUAAAAUGCUGCAACAUCUAUAAGCUCACCAGAACAGAAGCGUGAGGCCAAGAACACAUCAACAACAUCAUCUCAAGCUUACCUUCAAUUUGAGAGCAUUAACAAAAUUGA